Messenger RNA from Trichechus manatus latirostris (Florida manatee), 1409 nucleotides. RefSeq names its product peptidyl-tRNA hydrolase domain containing 1 (gene PTRHD1). Gene Ontology annotation, molecular function: peptidyl-tRNA hydrolase activity. NCBI's taxonomy places the organism in Eukaryota, Metazoa, Chordata, Mammalia, Sirenia, Trichechidae. Bases 82 to 504 code for a protein of 140 amino acids. The transcript is spliced from 2 exons. The record is from RefSeq and is a predicted model, not a curated record.
UAGCCCAAUAGGUCCCAGCGUCCUUCGCGCUCCCACCGUACAAAAACAUGGCGGCGCUCAGGAGCCCUCCCCGAUCCCAGAAUGCACCGGAGAGUAAGCCCAGCCUUUCUGCUGGUCAGGAAGAUGGCAGCCUCUAGCGCAGAGCCGCAAUUCCUGGUGCAGUACUUGGUGCUACGAAAGGAUCUAUCGCGGGCUCCGUUCUCCUGGCCAGCAGGCGCCUUGGUAGCGCAGGCUUGUCACGCAGCCACCGCGGCCUUGCAUAUUCACCGCGAUCACCCACACACGGCGGCUUACCUCCAGGAGCUGGGGCGCAUGCGCAAGGUGGUUCUCGAGGCCUCAGAUGAGAACACUCUAAAGGAGCUGGCUGAGACCCUGCAGCAGAAGAACAUCGACCACGUGCUGUGGCUGGAGCAGCCAGAGAACAUCGCCACUUGCAUUGCACUACGGCCCUACCCCAAGGAAGAAGUGAACCAGUAUUUGAAGAAGUUACGAUUAUUCAAAUGACUACUGUUACCAGUUGCUUUGCUCAGCUGGACCCAGAACAGCAAGCGAUCCACCCCUAAGCAUCAUGUACUUUGAAUGUCAACUUGCUCUUCCCUUUAAGUUAUGACAGUUUCUUGAGGGUCAAGCACAUGUUCAUAUGAAAGUUGUCAUUAAUAAAUACUUCCUCUUUCUGUUCAGGUGGGGAAAGUAGGUGAGCAGCAAUAUGGUCUACAGGUCAUUGCUUAACUGGAAAAUUUUGUUAGACUUUUAUACAGGGGUCAUGGAAGCUCCCUCGCUCUCAGUGGGUCAUGCAUUGAGGUGACCUGUCAAUCCUUUAAAGCUUGAAAUGACCCUAAAAUCCAGCCGUGACCACCAGGUGCACAAAUAAUGGGACAGGAAAGAAGAGCCCAAGGUUGUUUUUCCCCUAUGUAAUAACAAUACUUUUAAUUUUGUUCAUGAAUAAAUUCAUAUAUAGUUAAGAAGUGUCUCUUAAAGUUUAAAGUACCAUCAUUGUAUGAUUUGAUUUUUCAAGUCUUAGGAUUUCACUAAAUGCUAUUACAUGCAGAACAUCAGAAUCUGUCUUUACCCAUAACAGCUUCCUAAGCCUCAGGCCUACAAAUGCUCUUUUUACUUCAGAGUCCUGCUAGUGCAAACUUCAAACUUACUCCCUUCUCUACUCAUUCAAAACCCAGCUCCUCCUGACUUAAUGAUAACCUAACAUUUAUUGAGUACAUGCUGUGUGCCAAGGACUAUGCUAAGUGGCUUAUAUACAUUACCCUGUUUAAUCUUUACCAUGACCCUAUGAGGUAGGUACUUUUAUUAACAGCAUUUUGCAUGUCGGGAAACUGAAGCACAAAGAGAUUAGAUAUCUUGCUCCAAAUCAUAUAAUUAAUGGUGAGUCAGGACUGAAACCCAGCCAGUCUGCG